CCUGGCUAUCGCCACGAACUUUGCUAAAAGUAUCUAAUCUCGACUCCGCCUGCGCACAUUCCUCCCAACCUUCCUACUGCGUAACUCUGCAUACUCAUACUUUUGGGUACGGGCGUACCUACACCACAAGAGUGCGUACCAAAUGCGUCCCGUAACCUCCACUGCUCCAGUCCCGCGAGCCUCGAAUCCGCCGCCCAUCCGCCGCCCACUGCCAUCAAUUACGCUCAUGGAUCACCUCUAUUUGCCGUCGAUUUGGCCUGUGUGGUCCUGGCGCAGGAAGCUUGGCAGUCUCAGGGAAGGCUGCACAAGGCUGGACGAAACUCGCUUGCACCUCAGCCAGUUUCGCAUUUCGCCCUGGAUCAGCACAUCGUACACCAUUACCGACCCACAAUCAUCCUCAACCUACCCACCACUGCCACAUGCUUCCUCCUGGUCGGCGAUGCUGAACCCAGAGGUCGGACAUUUCAGGCAUGAAGAGAUCUCAUUGAAAUGCCUGCCGUGGAGGCUUGAGGGCUUCGCCUCGUACCGCACCCGCUGCUCGCAUGAUGCUCGGUCGAUCAUUAAAACAGGAGCCCGCCCGUUUUCGUCUCAACUUUAACCUUCACCUCCAAUGACGUCCGCCGGGCAUUCUCCAUGGUGGAUCCAUUGGAAGCGGAAGCCUUCUCUUGUUGUUUGGGCCACCAGAUAGAUCUCCAUCAGGGCAGCUUGCACUUUGUCAGACCGGGACUUGCAUUCCACGAACAAGCAAUUCUUGGCGUACCCACCCAGAUCCAAGGCGACUGUGAUACAGCC
Mollisia scopiformis is the source of this 792-nucleotide messenger RNA. RefSeq lists its product as uncharacterized. Lineage: Eukaryota; Fungi; Ascomycota; Leotiomycetes; Helotiales; Mollisiaceae. The coding region runs from base 143 to 598 and encodes 151 amino acids. The transcript has a single exon. The record is from RefSeq and is a predicted model, not a curated record.